AUGUCGUUGGAGCAGCCAACUUCGGCCACUCCGCCCGCUCCACCUUUAACCCGCGACAGUCCAGGCAUCGAGAGUGAUUACUGUAGUGAUUACGGUAGCUUAUCAUCGACCACAGACCCACUGAGUUUAGAAUCUCAUCGUCAGAACUCAAUGUCAAUGAAAAGCGACGAUUUUGGGGUUUUGGAACAACUAAUGAACGAAGUUGGCAGCGAGUUUGGAUUUGUGUUGGAUAGGAAUGGCACAAUCGAAAUGGUCGUUGGCAAGACUCAACCGUUCUUUGGAAAUGUGAGUUUUGAUAUAAUAGUAUGAUAUUGGGUUUUCCGCAUAAUUCUGUGUCUUUCUUGCUUUACGAGGGGACACAUAAUUAUUUGAAUAACUUACUAUAUGCUUGAUAAAAUUUUGUUAUAUUGUGAUGAAUAAGUGCUUUUCCUGGACGUAUUUUACUUUAAUUUUUAUUUUUUAGAUCCAAAUUGAAAAGCAGAAGCUUUUGAAGUUUGUGGCGCCAACUGAAUAUCAAAAAGUGUGUGGACUACUGCCUUCGGCUGCUAGUUGUAAGCUUUUUUGCAUUUAAGGUUGUUUAAGUAAUUCUGUGUUUUCUAAUUUUUUGUUUAAAAUUUUUAAAAUUAUUAAAAAUUUUAAAUUAUUUUGAAGUAUAAUAAAAAAUAAAAUAACUUUUUAAAAAAUUUGUAAAAAGCAAAAGUAACUUUAGUUAUUGAUCGUAUUUUACAGCCUCUUCAAGAAAGUCGUCCAGCCUGAUCUUUUGUUCACAAGAAAAGACCAAGCCCAAUUUGGAAAUGGAAAUUAUUUCACAGCUAAUAAGCGCUAACGCUGACAAUCCUGAAAGUAAGUUUGUACAUACUUUGUUAUUUUUAAUCAUUUUGUUUUACUUUGGUUUACUCUUUAUAUUUAAAAGGCCUUGGUCGUUCGGCAAAAUAUUUUAAAUAAUUUUUUUAAAUUUUUUAGGCUAGGUUUUCAUUUUCACUCUAAAUUGAAAUAAACACUUUCAGAAGGCCCAUGUGUUGUGUGCGUUGCAAAGCGAUUAGUUGCGAAUGUUGCCGAAGUACCUCAAGCAUGUCAAGAGUCUCGACGUCAAAUUUCGUUCAGUCUUUCGGUCGAUAAAACUUCCAAAAUUGUUAAACAAGCUGAUCUCAGGUAAGGUUUUCCAAAAAAAAACUUUAAUUAUCGUAUUUUACUAUCACAUAUACAAAACUUGAUAAAGUUUAUGCUUAUUCUAAGCAUUGGCGAAUUCGGCGGAGGCUGAAAAAAGUGAUUUCCAACUGAAAAUAGGGGUAUUUCGGCAUAUCAAUACAGUUUUUUAAACAUUAAGAACAACCUUAAAAUGCAGUUAAAAAAUCUGAAAUUUAAAUCAAAAAUUUGUAUUAAUCUUUACUACCACUGUACUAAAACUCAAAGCUUUGGCGGUGGUCUUUCAAAAGUUAUGAGCUAUUUCUAAAAACGCAGUUUGGUGAACUAAAUGUACGUGAAUUUAUAUAUAAUAAGUUUAAAAAUUGAAAACGUUAAACCAAAGCAAAUUUAAUAUAUGUGGUGGUAAAGUACAUCAACUAAAGCUUUUGUACCGAAAACUUGUUAUACCAAUUCCAGGAUGGAGCCCAAGUUAUUAAGCGUAUCUCAACUUCUAGACAAAUCAAUAUAUGAGUUGUGUUACAAAACCUCGAAAGAUGUGAUAGAUACCAUAGUAGACGCAGUAACGCCUUGUCAAGCUAAGCUAGUUUUUGUUGUGAAUGAGUACCAAAUGGUUAUGGAUAUCGCCAACUUCUUCGACCCAUCUUCACCUCAAGUCAGACUUGAGUGCAAUGGGUAAGAAAAUAAAGUUUUUGCCGUUUUGAUGAACAUUUAGCUUUUUUUGAAAAAUAAAAUUUUGGAAACAAAGUUUUUGCAUUUAUUUUUUCAUUUCUUUAUUUAUUUUUGCCAGUUUGAAAUUUUUUUAUUUUUUUAAACUUCAAAUUUGUAAACAAAGUUUUUGCGAUUUCCAGCUACUACGAAGUUCAUCAAGACAAUCUGAUACUAAAAGAUGACAAAAUGGAUACUGUGUUUGUGUCACAGCCUCAACUAGAAAUUGUGACACAACACAUUACCACGCCCGCCCAAUUUAUUCAAAAUUUUGAUGGAAUGGGCAUGGUAAAUGGCCAAAUUGAGGCUGAACAGCCGGCUAAAAAGCAGCGGUAAGCUUUUUUAAAAUUUAAAAUUUUUUUUUUAAAUUCAAAUUUUAAUUUUUUUUAUAUAAUAUUUCCUUUUUUUACAAUUUUUUUUUAUUUUAAAAUAAAAAAAAUUUAGAAAGCCCCGAAAGCCUCGUUCGCCGAGUUCAACGCCGAAGCGAUCCCGGUCGAAGAAGGCCAAAGAUCCUGAGCCAGAGCCUCAAGUCUUCAAUCAGUUCGAAGCCCAAGACCCAAUGAAGGCUAUGAUCCAAGGGCAAGCUUAUCAAGGACUGGAUGGGAACUUCUACUACCAACAGAUGGGACCACCUCCACCUUAUACUCAAACUGAAGACUUUGGGGACACGAAGCCAAAAGGCAGGGCAAAGAAGGCCAAAAAGACUAGGUGGGUCUAUAGUACUGUAACACAGGAAUAAAAAAGGAAAAUUUUUGAACCUUUGCGCUGUAGGUGGGCUACAGUAACAUAAAAUUAACCAAAGUAUAAAUAAAAAACAUAUUUUCGAAAGUAAAACAGCAUAUUCAAAAUACAGUAUACUAAUGCUCACCUUACAACGAAAGCUUUAUUGACCCCUUAAAAAUACGUGACAUAUCACAAGUUAUGAUAGAAAAGUACGAAGGUAUUACCAUGGUUACAGUAGCAAGUACUGGACGGUGAUUUAGAGCACGGUGCACGACUUUUUCUCUUGGAAAGGGUUGUGGUCACCUGGGCCGCUGACCAAGCAAUCACCUCCUUUCUCUUUCUCACAGUAGUCAAUUAGCCUAAAGUUGGCUGUGAUUGAUUGACAAAGAGUAUAAUUAUCGUGCAGUAAAGAAUUUUACAUAAAUUAAAAAAAUAUAGGUCUUCUGAAAGCUUGUUCUUUAUUUUGGUCCAAAAUAUUAGGUUGUGUAAAAAGUAAUGAGCCGUUGGACUUUAUAGCGCUAUAAGAUAUAUAGCUCAUUACUUUUUAUACAAGCAGUAGAUCAUUACUUUCUAUACAACUUGUAGCUCAUUAUUUUUUAUACAACUUAAUAGCCAUGAAACAUGUAGCUCAUUACUUUUUACACAAUAUAUUAUUAAAAAAGUUAAGACAAAAAGUUUAAAAACUGAGGAAAACAUACUCUUUGGCGACAUCAGAAACCUUCAUACGAUUGAUGGCAGCUUCAGCACGAAGUUGUUCGGUUGUGGCCUUGAUUUGCUCCAUUUUUGAAAAAGUUUUGAUAAGUGAAGCUGCUAAAAUUAAAGUUUUAAAUUUUUUAACCUGAAGUGAGCUUUCACGUAGUUAAGCAAACACGUAAUGAGUUCGACACUGUUUUCAAAAAAUUUAAUUUUUUUUUAAAUUUUGAAAUAUUUAGCAAAAGUAUGGUAAAAUACGUUAUAUUCAACUCCAACACAACAUUUAUGUCAACCGAAAGCCAUUCCUUUCAAUUUUUAAACUCUAAACUACUGUUUCAACCAAAACCAUCCCUUUAAACCAAAAAUAAAACCAUUUCCUGAAAGGUGUUACCCAAAAUGGCGUACCUUUCGGCCGGCUAAACGAUGUAAAAUAACUCGGAUUACAUAACCUAUGGGACUUUGUAAAGCUGUCGCUAUGACAACAAACAACAAUUGCUUUUAAUUGUCUCGGCCUAAAUUGAGUGUCCACACGCCAUAAGACAUUGUAGUUGGUACGGUAACCGUAUUGUUUUGUAUGGGGUUUGGAACGUACAAUAACAAUGUUACAGUAGGAAAUGAUGAGGCGUAAUUACAGUAGGAACAAUAUAACAAGAUGGAGUUACAGUAGGAAAGGUACGGAAAAGAAAUUUACAGUAUUAACUUGAAAUAACAUUUGUAUGGCAAAGAAAAUACAGUAUGACAUAAAACAGUAUGGCUUAAAAGGAUUAAAAGACUUUAUGACAUACUACUGUAAGCCUCAAAAACGUUAAAAUACAGUACAAUUUAUAGAAAGUAAGCGGGAAUUAUUUGCUAUAGAAUAAUACGAAAUGAAAUAAAGUUACAUAAGAUAACAUCAUAGUAAAGUGAUGAGAAGCUACAUACUUAUAUAUUGUAGUAAGCAUCGUGAUAAAAAAUGGUACAAAAUAAACAUAGUAAUAUAUUACAGUAUUCUCCUACAAUGUUUUUAAACAUAACAAAGUUGACAUCAUCUACAUUCAUGAUUAAGCUAUAAAAAGCAGAAAAAUGUACAGUACAACUUUUUUACAUUUUAAUAAUGUUUUGCUAAAAGAUAAUAAAAAUAUACUGUAGCUUACUGUAGUCUACUUAAAGGUGACCAAAGACAUACUGUAAUUUGUUGUACCUACUAAACGUUAUUCAAGAAUUUCAAAAAUACAGGCACAAAGUAAAUAAUAAAAAAUUGACAAGAGUAAUAUUGUUUUUGUUUAGCACGGCUCAACCACCACAGAAUGUGCCAGUAAAUCAGUUUAUUUACCAAAAUCAACCAAUGGAAAUGCAAUUUAUGAACGGAUAUCCAAUCCAACAAGACUUCACUGCCACUGCUAAUGGGGAUCAAAGGUUGGUUAUUAUUGCUCAAGGGUUAGAGUAG
This is a messenger RNA of Bursaphelenchus okinawaensis, 4693 nucleotides long. The record is from the annotation of a GenBank genome assembly. NCBI's taxonomy places the organism in Eukaryota, Metazoa, Nematoda, Chromadorea, Rhabditida, Aphelenchoididae.